UUGCUCCCCGGCCACUUACCCUAGCCAGACAUCCUUGGAAAAGUUGCAUUGGAAAAAAAAAUCUUUGCGCUGACCUUUGGGGUCCUGGGUGCCCAAGGAGCGGGCGUCCCAGUGCGUGCAAGAAAGCGGAAGGUGUGUGUGCAUGGGGGGCCGGCGGUGGGGGGACCCUCCGCUGCCGCUGCGCCUAGCCUGGUGCUGAGGCUCCGACCCUCGCCCCCAACCCCCACCCCGGGACCCCGGGGCUGCGAUGAGCCCCUGCGGGCGGGCCCGGCGACACACAUCCAGAGGGGCCAUGGCCGUCCUGGCAUGGAAGUUCCCGCGGACCCGGCUGCCCGUGGGAGCCAGUGCCCUCUGCAUUGUGGUCCUCUGUUGGCUGUACGUCUUCCCUGUCUAUCGGCUGCCGGACGAGAAGGAGAUCGUGCAGGGAGUCCUGCAACAAGGCACUGCGUGGAGGAGGAACCGGACGGCGGCCGGAAUCUUCAGGAAACAGAUGGAAGACUGCUGUGACCCCGCCCAUCUCUUUGCUAUGACUAAAAUGAAUUCCCCCAUGGGGAAAAGCCUGUGGUAUGAUGGGGAGUUUUUAUACUCAUUCACCAUUGACAAUUCAACUUAUUCUCUCUUCCCCCAGGCAACCCCAUUCCAGCUGCCCUUGAAGAAAUGCGCGGUGGUGGGAAAUGGUGGGAUUCUGAAGAAGAGCGGCUGUGGCCGUCAAAUAGAUGAAGCAGAUUUUGUCAUGCGAUGCAAUCUUCCUCCUUUGUCAAGUGAAUACACUAAGGAUGUUGGAUCCAAAAGUCAUUUAGUGACAGCUAACCCCAGCAUAAUUCGACAAAGGUUUCAGAACCUGCUGUGGUCCAGAAAGACGUUUGUGGACCACAUGAAGGUCUAUAACCACAGUUACAUCUACAUGCCUGCCUUUUCUAUGAAGACGGGGACAGAGCCAUCCCUCCGGGUUUAUUACACACUGUCAGAUGUUGGUGCCAAUCAGACAGUGCUCUUUGCCAACCCCAACUUUCUGCGUAGCAUUGGGAAGUUCUGGAAAAGUAGGGGAAUUCACGCCAAGCGCCUGUCCACAGGACUCUUUCUGGUGAGCGCAGCCCUGGGCCUCUGUGAAGAGGUGGCCAUCUAUGGCUUCUGGCCCUUCUCUGUGAAUAUGCAUGAACAGCCCAUCAGCCACCACUACUAUGAUAAUGUCCUGCCCUUUUCUGGCUUUCAUGCCAUGCCGGAGGAAUUUCUUCAACUCUGGUAUCUUCAUAAAAUUGGUGCACUGAGAAUGCAGUUGGACCCAUGUGAGGACGCCUCACUCCAGCCCACUUCCUAGGGACUGUGGAAAAAGAAAGGACUGAGCCAGGGUAUUUUUGUUAGGUUUUCUAUGUAACUUCAAAAGGAAAUGAUCAGGUCAUUUCAUGGAUUUGCAUGGACCACUUGGGAAAAAAUGACAACAGAAACCCAAGGGAAACUACUUUUACUGUUGGCUUGGAAGACAAAAAAAGAAGUGAACCACCCCAUGAAAUGUUUGGCACAUGGCGGAUUUGCAACUAGUAACAUGCUGAUUAAAUGAUGUUGGUAAAGCACAUUUACAUGAGCAGGUCCAGUUCACAAACAAGACAAAACUCUUGUUGUUGAAGUCAAGGAAUUAAGGUAGAUUAAAUGAAAUGCCAGAGUAGAAGUGUUAGUGGUUAUCAACCUGAACUGACUUAGUUUAAAAAAAAAAAAAAAAGCUAUCUUAAUCAGACUAACAUUAUUAGAACUAUAGGUUUUUAAAAAAUUCUUAAUUUUGCCCUAUUUAAGGGCAUUGAGUAGGUGAUGGGGUACAUUUUUUAAAAUCCCUUACUGAGUAAUAUGGAUACAAAACGCUACAGCUGAUAAUUGUAAUUUGUUCAACCAAGUCUUUGUUAACUAGAGUUCCCCUCCCUUCUAUUUAAAAAAUUGUUAAAUAAGAAUUACUUCCUCCCCUUUUGUCAAGUCCACUUAGACAAUGUGAAACAUUGUUGAAUUUAGAUUGUGUUGAUUCAUUGUCAGGAGGACGAGUCACUUUCCCUCCUCAGAAUUUAGGGCAUAAACUCAGUUUUAGGUCUGCAUCAUGCAAGCCUAUUUGCAUUAUUAUUGUGUGUGCUCAGUCACUCAGUUGUGUCCUACUCUCUGCAACCCCAUGGACCAUAGCCUGCCAGACUUCUCUGUCCAUGGGAUUUGGAGUGGGUUGUCAUUUCCUAUAUCACAGGAUCUUCCUGACCCAGGGACCGAAACCCACAUCCCUUGCUUAUUAUUUUAGUGCAAAAAACUACAAAUGCAAGUGCAUUAUUUGUUUGCAAAAUGGCAUAAUUGUCUUCAUAAUUUAAUGUUCAGAGAUGAAGUAAAGCACAAUGACAUCAAGCUUAGUCUCUGGAAGACAGACCGGAAGUACUUCCUUUUCUUUCUGCCAUGGUAAAUAGGUUCUCUCCAAGAUGAAGCAUAUGCAUGCACACAUAAAAGCAUGCAUAGACUCAUGUACACUCAUACACACAACUCAGACAAAGUUCAUUCCUGUGCAGCUAUGAAAGCAGAACCCAUAUGACCUGGGAUAGCAGAAAUCUGUAACUGGUGUUGGAGAGCUAUGAAUGCAUUACGUACUACCUACCACACCUUGCUACGAGACAAACCAGCUUACUGGUUGCUGCUCUAAUGCUCAUACCAGCAUGAGAUGUGAGCCUUACCCCCAAAUCACUCCAAAUGAACAGAACUGUUUUAGUGUAUGUGACUCCCCCCCACCGAUAUCUCAUGAGUAAAUCCUGUGUUACAUAUGGUCAUCAACACAUGGUUCACACCAGUAAAGGGAUGUGAGUUAGUAGUUGUUGAUUCCCUUAGUAACAGGUAGGACAGCUUAGAAGGCUCAUUACCUCAGCUUUGACACACUGCACCCAAACUCUGUUGACAGAUUACAGGCAGCCAAAUGUGUUUACAUACAGAGAAAGGGAAAAACAACCUCAAGUGGUCUUUGGGGGAUGUCUUACUCUAAAAGGAGACAGUAUAUUUCACUAACUUGAUUCUUUUAAGUGUCACCAGAAUGUAGGUAAACUGUACCCAAAUGUUCUGCUUCAUUUUCCUUGUAAAAAACUUAGUAUACCAUGUAGACUCAACCAGGUGGCAGGGUGGGGUGGGUUCAUUUAAAUAAUACCGAGAUGACAAAACUGUUGGAAAAAUUCUACAUCAUUGGGAUGUGGUGGCGCUCAGUCGCUCAGUCGUGUCUGACUCCUUGCAACCCCAUGGACUGUUGGCCACCAGGCUUCUCUGUCCAUGGACUUUUCCAGAAAAGCAUACUGAAGUGGGUUGCCAUUUCCUACUCCAGGGGAUCUUCCUGUCUAGGCAAUUUCUAAAUAAGAUUUAAUUUUGAGCUUAUUAGAGAGAUCAACAGUUAAAAUAUGACUGGUGACAUAACACAGAUUCUAAUGAUACUUAGAAAGUUAAGAAUUUAAGAGUAUUGAUUCUGAGCAGAUCCGAUUUGCUUUUUUGAUCCUAUUUGGCAGCAAAAAUGUAAUGAGAAUGUACUAUGAGUGAAUUGCAUUAAAUAUGCACGUCUGUGCAAUCCUGAAUAUAUUUCCUCUUUUGAGCUAUUAUUAUUAUUUAAUAACUACCUGAAAAGGAAUGCAUUUUUACUAUACAUUUCAUCAAAAUAUAAAAGGCCUAACAAAAAUCACACAUAAAAGUUAAUAAAAUAGAUAUCACUCAAAUUAGUGCUUUAAUUGUUGACAUUGUUAAAAUCAAUAAUUAAUGAACUCCAUUGAACUCAUGUGUCUUGGCUCCAUUGAAGAUAUCUUCUGGAAAUUUUGAAUUUUGUAAUUCCUGGGCUAGGUUUGUGCAAGAGAUUUGUACAGUGGUUAGUUGUACAUUUGGCGCCUCUGAAAGGCAAGCAAAUGGACAGAGAAUAAUUAGAUCACGGCUUCUUAACUGGGGUGAUUCUCCUCUCCUGUCUGGUGACAUUUGCCAGUGUCUGCAGACUUUUUUGUGGGAUCUUAGUUCCCCCACCAGAGAUGGAACCCAGACCCUUGGCAGUGAAAGCUCAGAGUCCUGACCACUGGAUCACCAGGGAAUUCUUAGGAGAUAUUUUUGAUGGUCAUGGUUUGGAGGGUGCUGCCAGCAUCUAAUGGAUAGAGGCCAGGGGUCCUACUAAAGAUCUACAAUGCAUAGAGCAGCCCCCCAACAAAGAAUUACCCACGUGAAAAUUCUAGUAGUGCCAAGGUUGAGAAAUCCCAGAUUAGACCAAAAUGAUAUUUUGAUUAUUCCUUAUUGUCUUCACUUACAUGUUCAUGUCAUUCAAAGUAUGACUACAAUUUAAUGAGAAUGUUUUCUCAGAGUAGAUUACAGUUUGGCAUUAUUUUAUAGUGAUAGUUCACAAGUAUGCCAUACAGAUUUCCUUUCCUGUGGUUAGAUAGAUAUAUCUCAAUCUAGGAGUUGUGAGUGUGUGUGCUUAUGUGUGGGAACAUGUGCUUAUAGCAUAAAGUUAGUAUAUCCAUCCUUACCGGAAUAUAUGUGUUCCUAAGUGAGGAUCUUUCUAGAAUUAUCUUUCACAGUACUCUGGCAUACUCUAUUACUCUUAAGUUAAAUUCUAAGUUCCCGUUAUUUUAUUUUCUUGAAAUUGAGACCCUCAGAAUUGGGCCUCAUUAUUUGCCAAAUUUGGUUGAUUACAUUUUAAUGUUACUGACCCUUAAGAUUCAGCUCAGAAGAGAUUUGGGUUGCAGUAGACACAUUUCAUAAGAAAGUAUUUCAUCACUUUUGAUGCACCUGCAAGGAGAAGGCAUCAUCCUCUAACAUAUUAGUCUAAUUUUUAAGUUAUAUUUUAGUGGCAAAAAUUAGGUUGCUCCAUGGAGAUAAAUGAGGGAAUGAAGAGACUGAAAAUGAGUACCUGAUGUGAAUUUUUAUUUUUAUUAGCUCCAAUUGGAGAACUGCACUGAUGUUAUAGAUCAUGAGUAAGAAAGACUUCUGUUUGAUUUUAAUUAGACUUUGGUCAAAUUAAGAUGCCUGAAGGAUUAAGUCUUUCAUAAGAAAGUAAUUUUUUUAUGACAAAACCCACUGAAAUGUUGUGAAGUAAUUAGCCUCCAACUAAUUAAAAAAAAAAAAAAGAUAAUAAUAGAAAAAUUAAAAAAAAAAGAAAGUAAUUUUUUAUAUGAAAGAUUUUUUAUGGAAGAAGACCCUGGAGACAUGCUUUCUAUAGUAUUUGACCAAUCGUUUAUACAGUAUUGUGCAUCUAAAUUGAAAGUAACACAAGAAGUUAAGGAGUGCUUCCUGGAUUUUGUUUCUGUAUAGUUCACUUUUACUUAUUUUAACAAGGGCAAAUGAUUCAAAAUGAUCCAGAGUGACAGAUGUUCAAACAGUACUCUGUGUUUGGCUUUGUGAUGUUUCAUGCCCUUUUCUGGACUAAAAACCUUGUUUAGGUUAAAUAUAACUUGUACCUGAAGCAAUGGGCAACCUGGCUUAAAAAUCUAUAUGGAAAAUAACUGGGGAAAUCCUAGGAUUCUGAAUUUGCCAAAAGUAUUCUAAGAUUAGUCCAAAGCUUUACAGGAGUGUUAGUGAUAAUUUCAAAUAGAAAUAAUAACCCAUGACAUUGUCAGCAACUCAGGUUUGUCAUUUUAUUAUAUACCACCUCCUGUUUCUCAGUUUGGAAAAUCAGUCACCUAGGGUUUUCAUUUCUAUAUUUAAAAAUACUGAUUGUAUGAAAAUUUUAACUGAUAAACCCUUGUUAGGAGGGACCUAAAGAGGAAAAUAAUAAGUCACAGUCCACGGAAGACUUCAGGAAAUGCUUAUUGGGUUGUAUAAAACUUUCCCACCAAAAUCAGGUAAUAUAUGCUGUCAGUAGAGUUUCAAAGAUCAAACUCUAAGAGGACUUUUAUGGGAGCUUUAGGAAGAGCAUGUGGAGGAAUAAGGCUUGAGAAUAAUACUGUGCUUUUUAUUUCUUCGUUUUCCCAGUGUAGAGGUCUCCUCUGAGAUGAUCUGAUUUUGGUGGGCACACAUCAGGAAUGGACAUGGGCAGACAAUAUGGAGGCACCUGAAACAUUGGUCAAGCCUCUUACAAAAUGAACAGUGUGUGUGUGUGUGUGUGUGUGUGUGUGUGUGUGUUAGUCACUCAGUUGUGUCUGAUUCUUUGCGACCCCAUGGACUAUAGGCCGCCAGGUUCCUCUGUCCAUGGGAUUCUCCAGGCAAGAAUACUAGAGUGGGUUGCCAUGCCUUCUCCAGGAAAUCUUCCCGACACAGGGAUCGAACUCAGGUCUCCUGCAUGGCAGGCAGAUUCUUUACCCUUUGAGCCACCAGGGAAGCCCCAAAUGAACAGUAACUACAACUAAAUAUGACUAGCAGUUUAGGCAACUUCAGUGAACAGCAUGCUGGGGUGAAGAAGAGGCAAAUGGAAAGGAAGAUAAACCAAGUCCCCAAGCUUUCCACGUACAAAGGGUCAGAGAAGUCUCUGCUCUUGGCCUUGGCCUUCCAGCACUCUCUAUCUCUGUCUACUACCACGGAAGAUCUCCCAGCUCUGAGGUCAAGCUAGUAGUCUUGUGACUAGAGAGUUGGUGUGCAAAUUUGCUGGAAAGCUUAGAUUUUUACACUGCCUUAAACAUUUUUUUUUUUAAAUUUAUACUUGUGCUCACUAAAUUUGAAUGUCCCGUGACAGAAUCCUGGUCAUCUUGAACCUAAUUAUGGCCCUGCCAGCGUUUAUUAAAAAUGAAACUCCGCCCCC
Dama dama (fallow deer) is the source of this 6700-nucleotide messenger RNA. RefSeq names its product ST8 alpha-N-acetyl-neuraminide alpha-2,8-sialyltransferase 1 (gene ST8SIA1). NCBI's taxonomy places the organism in Eukaryota, Metazoa, Chordata, Mammalia, Artiodactyla, Cervidae. The transcript has 5 exons. Gene Ontology annotation, biological process: N-glycan processing; oligosaccharide metabolic process. The record is from RefSeq and is a predicted model, not a curated record. Bases 248 to 1318 code for a protein of 356 amino acids. Gene Ontology annotation, molecular function: alpha-N-acetylneuraminate alpha-2,8-sialyltransferase activity.